UCUCAUCCCAUACCUAUAGAUUUCACAUUAUGGCGUUUGCUAAGGUUAUCAUAGCAAUUCUUCUUGCACUCACUAUGGUCGGAAUUAGACCCUCGGCAUGCCAAACAGUAGAAGGCAAAGUCUCAUGCUCUGACUGCACUCACAACUACAAUUUCUCUGGCAUUAUGGUCGCAGUGAAGUGUGAAGGUGUGAAAAAGGUUGCUGCGGCGACAACAGAAGAGAAGGGUUUCUUUAAGGUUGAUCUUCCCAGAGACCAUGAAAAAGCUCUCUCAGAGAAGUGUCUUGCGAGACUUCUUGGGGGGCCAAAUCAGCUGUAUGCUACAGAGAAGAACCAGGUCUCUGAAAUUGUGAAGGAAAAAGAGAAAAACACUUACACAAUUUCCACUCCUCUUAGUUUCUUGAGAUCGUGUCCUAAGAAUACAGAAUGCAAGGUUACUGAUAAGCAGUUCAGUUCAUCCAAAUUGGAUCUUCCUCUGCCUCCAGGGUGGGGUUUGCCACCCAAUAGCUUCCAUCUUCCUUUUUUCCCCCUCUUUGAUUCGCCCAUUUAACAGGUCAAAUCUGGGAAGAAAAAAAAACAGUGUUCAUAUAUAUGCAUAUCAUGUGUGUAACAUGGAAGAAUUUCAUAUAAAUCUCAAUGUGUGUCUUCAAGGGAGUUUAUUUCGGCCACAGAAAUAAAAUUUCGUUUUAA
Molecule: messenger RNA, 688 nt
Organism: Vigna unguiculata (cowpea)
Lineage: Eukaryota; Viridiplantae; Streptophyta; Magnoliopsida; Fabales; Fabaceae
Source: RefSeq, a predicted model, not a curated record